Acanthosepion pharaonis is the source of this 651-nucleotide messenger RNA. NCBI's taxonomy places the organism in Eukaryota, Metazoa, Mollusca, Cephalopoda, Sepiida, Sepiidae. The record is from the annotation of a GenBank genome assembly.
AUGGGACGCCAUUAUAGCGUAAAUAUACGUACUUCCGUCCUUCCUUCCUUCCUUCCUUCCUUCCUUCCUAUCUAUCUAUCUAUCUAUCUAUCUAUCUAUCUAUCUAUCUAUCUAUCUAUCUUAGACUGUAUAAUAUGUAGCUGUGUGCUUUCUAUCAUUGUGUUCAUUAUUCAUUAUCUAUCUAUCUAUCUAUCUAUCUAUCUAUCUUGUGUUCAUUAUCUAUCUAUCUAUCUAUCUAUCUAUCUAUCUAUCUAUCUAUCUAUCUAUCUAUUAUUUAUCUAUCUCAGACUGUUCAUUAUCUAUCUAUCUAUCUAUCUAUCUAUCUAUCUAUCUAUCUAUAUUGUGUUCAUUAUCUAUCUUUGUGUUCAUUAUCUAUCUAUCUAUCUAUCUAUGACUGUUCAUUAUCUAUCUAUCUAUCUAUCUAUCUAUCUAUCUAUCUAUCUAUCUAUGACUGUUCAUUAUCUAUCUAUCUAUCUAUCUAUCUAUUCUAUCUAUCUAUCUAUCUAUCUAUCUAUCUGUCUGUCUAUCUAUCUGUCUGUCUGUCUGUCUAUUUCGUUUAUUCUAGGUGUUUUUAUUUCCUUUGUUUUAUCGAUUCAUGGAUUAGCCACGUUUUACAAAGUCAUAAAUUUUCGGUCACUGUCGAAUAUGUAA